Messenger RNA from Pocillopora verrucosa, 2226 nucleotides. Its product is annotated as pyridine nucleotide-disulfide oxidoreductase domain-containing protein 1-like. Lineage: Eukaryota; Metazoa; Cnidaria; Anthozoa; Scleractinia; Pocilloporidae. The record is from RefSeq and is a predicted model, not a curated record. Gene Ontology annotation, molecular function: flavin adenine dinucleotide binding; oxidoreductase activity.
AUCUCUUCUCGGGUUUACGAAUGGCCUCCUGCCACACUAGGAAAGAGUUUACCUUUGUGAUUAUUGGAGGAGGCAUCUCUGGAGUGUCAUGUGUAGAAUACUUGUCAUCGUUAUGUUCAGAAGAAACAAUCGCUCUUAUAACAGCUACAGAUAUAGUCAAAGCGACUUGCAACCUUAAGAAGUUCGGCAGAACACUAGAGGAAUUCGAUGUAGAGGAGAGAUCAGCUUCUUUACUGUUUGAACAGAGUCCUAAUGUUGUAAGCAUACAGUCAGUUGUCGUUGGUGUUCAUCCUCAAGAGCACAGUAUUAUAACAGAGAGUGGUAACAAGUAUUACUACAAGAAGCUGUGCAUCUGUACAGGAGGAACACCCAACCUUAUUACCAGACAUCCUUGUGUUAUUGGCAUUAGAGAUACAGAGAGUGUAUUACAGUUAAAGAGUAAGCUUUCUCAGGCUCGUCGAGUAGCUAUUGUUGGAAAUGGGGGAAUAGCUUUAGAACUUGUGUAUGAGAUGUAUGAUUGCCAGGUAUUGUGGGCCAUUAAAGAUGAAACCAUUGGAAAUGCAUUCUUUGAUGAGGGAGCAGCCACUUUCUUUCUUCCCCACAUUGAAACCAACCAACAAGUUUGGAAAGAAAAAAAGAAGUUUAUGACGCAUACUGUGAAGAGAAUGAAGUAUGGUAUAGAGACUGUUGAGAAUAAUAAGCAUGAAGCCUGUUAUCAUGGAAAUCCCUCCAACACUUUGAGUGGUGGAGCUUUGGGACCUGACUGGUGUUCAGACUUCUCUCUCUGUGGUGCCAGCAGCAAAGAGAAAGGUUACAGACAGGUUCAUGUGGAAUACAAAUGUGAAUUUAAACAACUACUUAACCCUGAAGAAUUAAAAAGGUGUGGUGAGAAAGAGUCACCCUUUCCAUCAUUAAAUGACAGUUUAUUAGAUUCUGCUGAUUGGCCAGUGUAUAUCCAACUUUCAAAUGGAAAAAUAUAUGGCUGUGACUUCAUAGUAUCAGCAACAGGUGUCGUUCCAAACACACAAUCAUUUGUAUCAUGUGCUCCAUUUGACACAGCAGAGGAUGGUGGUCUAUUGGUGAACUCAAAUAUGCAAACUAAUCUUGUAGACAUUUAUGCUGCUGGGGAUGUUUGCACCUUUGGAUGGGAUCCUGCACCUCACUGGUUGCAAAUGAGAUUGUGGAGCCAGGCACGGCAAAUGGGAAUGUUUGCAGCAAAGUGUAUUGCAGCUCAUUUUUCAAAUGAAAAAAUACCUUUGGACUUCUGUUUUGAAUUGUUUACUCAUGUAACUCAGUUUUUUGGAUAUAAAGUUGUUUUGCUAGGAAAAUUUAAUGCCCAAGGACUGGGAAAUGAUUAUGAGCUACUUCUGAGAUGUGCAAAGGGUGACGAGUAUGUGAAAGUUGUUUUGCAUGAAGACAAAAUGUGUGGAGCUGUUCUUAUUGGUGAAACAGAUCUAGAGGAGACCUUUGAAAACUUAAUUUUGAAUCAGACAGAUUUAAGUGCCAUCAAAGAUAUUUUGCUUAACCCUGAAAUUGAUAUUGAAGAUUACUUUGACUAAUAUAAAUGCAUUAAAUUAUCCUAUAAUGUAAAAUUUGAGACUGUCUGGUUAUUUCAAUCCGUACAGAAAUAUUGUGUAAUAGAGUUUAUUGAUCAAUGGAACCAUCCAAGCUGUUCAUUCUAUUCAAAAUUUUCAAGAUAAUUAGUUUAUUUUUUGGCCAUUUUUCACAGAGAACUAAUGGUGAGACUGCAAAUGAUUCUGGGAGGUGGCAAGUCUACAUCAUGUAUUGAUCCCUUCUAAAAUUUUAUUGUAGCACCCCCUCCCCCUCAUUGAUUAGCCUUUAAUCUAUCUUCCAAAAUAAAGAAAUCAGGACUUGAGAGAGAUUUUCUCCAGAGGCCGUACAUUUCUUACCACCACCAUUAAAAAAAUAUAUGUGAAACUAUGACACAGCCACAGCUUUGAGAUUCCAGAGAGGCAGAUGGUUAGAACAUUAAAAAGAGACUAUUGAAGCCUAGAUGUUCGACACCUUGCAAAGCAACCAGGCUACUUUCCCAAGGACAAAUCAAGGCUUCAAAUUCUUUUUUCCAUCUCCCAGCUAUCUGCCUAAACAAAUCAAAGGACAAGGGUAUGGAAGACACUUUGGACAGCAAUCAAAACAAGCAGGCUUAAUUGCCACCACACUUUGAAAUGUACUAAUCCCUGUUUGAAAAUACAAAUUGUUGAUGAA